Messenger RNA from Aspergillus sclerotioniger CBS 115572, 2019 nucleotides. Its product is annotated as putative RNA binding protein (Arp). Gene Ontology annotation, molecular function: 3'-5'-RNA exonuclease activity; RNA binding. The transcript is spliced from 4 exons. The coding region runs from base 160 to 1998 and encodes 612 amino acids. NCBI's taxonomy places the organism in Eukaryota, Fungi, Ascomycota, Eurotiomycetes, Eurotiales, Aspergillaceae. The record is from RefSeq and is a predicted model, not a curated record.
UCGUGAAGCCGUGUCGCCUGCUGUCCCCUGCAGAGACACGUUUUUUCCUUUCUCCGACCCGUCCCUUUUCCUUCCUCCUCCUUCCUCUCCUCCUCCUCCACCCCCCCCCUACCGCUCCGUUGGCGUGAGAACCAGCCAGCGUUUAAGAGACCGUGAGCGAUGGCCGUUUCAGCUCCCACCCCGAAGCUGGAUCGCUACAUUGUUAUCCACGUCGCGACCACUUGCGACGAACAUGGAGUCUACGUCACCAAGGACUCGGCGGAGGUGAUUGAGCUGGGGUGGAUCUUGCUGGAUACUAAAACCUGCGAAGAGUUGCACCAUGAGAGCGUCCUCGUCAAGCCCGUCAACACCCCGAUCACGCCUCUUUGCACGAGCCUGACGACUCUGACAUGGGAACACGUCCGCUCGGCAGGCACUUUCCGCGAUGCCAUCAAUCGGUUCGACGCUUUCGCCCAGGAGCACCUUAUCAGCAAAAACCUGGAGUUCGCCUUCGUGACGCUGGAUUCAUGGGAUCUUCGUGUGCAGCUGCCUCGUGAGGCUCGAGACAAGGCCGUGGUGCUUCCUGCAUACCUCCAGCACUCCCGGACAUUCGACCUCCGCACCGAAUAUCAGCGCUGGCAGACUCACCACCCGGAGUCGCUGCCCUUCGGACCUAGCUCUCUCUCCAACAUCUGUGCCGCUCUCGAAGUCGAGCCCGUCCAGUCCUCCGCCCCUAUCAAGCACAACCUUCCCUUCCACCUGCAGGCUCUGGCCCCCGCAUCUCCCCGCCGGGCCAUGGAGGAGGCCAUCACACUGGCUAGGGUGCUGCGCGGCUUGAUUCGGAAGUCUCAGCCCCCCCAUGAGCACCCCGAGAUCUUAACCCGGCCCAUGGAUGCCCGGGCUGACGUUCGUGCCUUCCUGACCGAGCGCAGCAAGGUUCUUCAUUUGAGCGGGCUUCCCCAUGAUACCACGCAGUCGGAGUUGGAGAGCUGGUUCACUCAGUUCGGUGGCCGCCCGAUCGCCUUUUGGACCCUCCGUACUCCCGACCAACACAAGCCUACUGGCACCGGCUUCGCGGUUUUCUCGUCCCAUGAAGAGGCUGCCGAGAGUCUCUGCAUGAAUGGUCGUGCCCUCAACGAAAAGGCUAUCGAGGUCUCUCCUUCGUCCAGCCGUGUCCUUGACCGUGCCGCUGAGAUCCUCACACCAUUCCCCCCCUCGAAGAACCGUCCCCGCCCUGGUGACUGGACUUGCCCCUCGUGUGGAUUCUCUAAUUUCCAGCGCCGCACGGCAUGCUUCCGUUGCUCGUUCCCCGCUAUGGCAGCUGCCCCUGACCCGAUGGGAUACGGGGCCUACGGCUACGGCCCCCCGUCGAUGAUGCCUCCUCACAUGGGUCACGGCCACGGAAUGGGCCAUUCCCGGGGCAUGGGAGGCAACGGUGGUGUGGUGCCCUUCCGUGCUGGUGACUGGAAAUGUGGCUCCGAGGGCUGCGGCUACCACAACUUCGCCAAGAACAUCAACUGCCUGCGUUGCGGUGCUCCUCGGUCUGGGGCGGCAGUCGUCGCUGACUCGGCCUUCCCGUCUCCCAUGGACCCUCCCUCGAGCUUCGGCAUGGGUCCCAACUCCAUGAGUAGCACCCCAGCACCCGGACCCUUUACGGCUUCGACUGGCAGCUUUGGCGGCUUUAGCCAGCAGUUCGCCGCGCCUCCCAACAACUACGCUUUGCCUUCCGGCUUGGGCAGUGCCCCGGCCGCCUAUCCCCCCAUGGGUCAGAUGAACGCUGGUUAUGGCUCCGCGAACGCUUCUCACUCCGCGGCCUCGUUCGCCAACCCGGCCGCUCAGGCUGCCUUUACGGGUGCCGAUCACACUUCGUCCACCAGCGCUUCUAACGGCGCCUUCUACGGCAACGACGGAUCGAGCGACCCCUUUGCCUUUCUCUCCACGGGCUUGGGAGGCCUGACGGUGGGAGAGGACGCCCACUCUCGCCGCAACGGUGCGGGUGCUAACAAGUCCCCGGCGUAAAGGCCGUGGAAGCCAAAGCUU